CGGCAGUUCCGGGUCAGGGAUGAAAAAAGGAGGGAAAAAAGAACGGUCAGAGUUUUCGGCAUGCGCGUGGUUUUGGGCUAGUUAGCCACUAACUAACCGUUACUAACGUCGGUUUGCUGUGGAGUUUGUUGAAUUUGUAGCUACAUUAAAAUAUUUUCCGAAGCAGUUAAACGGAUCAUCUGUCACAAUAGUGUACAUCAGAACAGAAACACUGGAACUGGAACCAACAUUGGCUAAAUUAGCUAAAUCUGAAAAGUUUAGGCGGUUGGAAUAACGUUAGCGCCGCCGCGACUGUGUGGAUUUGCUAAAUUAAUCUCUUGGAAUAAAACGGAUUUCCCCACUGCAUCUGCUCUCAGCAAGAUUUGUGCAAGCUCCAUCAUCUCUGAUAACAUCCAGUGCUCACACGACUGUGUUGAUGAGAGGUGACAAAUCAUGGGUAGCUGGAAUUCAUAAAACUGCCAAAAUGUCUUCAAUCAUAGGACUCCCUACACGAGGAUCAGAUGUAACGAUUCUCAUAACCAAGGUCCACUUGCAUCCCCUUUGUGUGCUUGUGGAGUUCUGGGGAAAAUUUUGCCAGGAGAGGACUGCAGAUUAUGAGUGCCUGGCUAAAGACAUUCAGUCUCCUGGAAACACAUUUCAGGAGUUUGAAGGAAAUCCUGGUGACCAGUGCUUGGUUCAGAUAGAUGAUACUUGGUACAGGUCUCGCAUGGUCUCAAGAAAUGGUUCGAAAUACAGCGUGUUCCUCAUUGACAAGGGGAUGACAUAUAGCACCACCACUAGUAAGCUGGCGUGGGGUAAGAAGAAGCACUUCCACCUGCCACCCGAAGUGGAAUUUUGUGUGCUAGCUAAUGUGUUACCACUCUCGCCUGAAAACAGAUGGUCUCCAGUGGCUCUCGAAUUUCUGAAAUCUCUUUCCGGGAAGUCUGUGAAGGCACAUGUGCAAGAUGUACUGGUGCCGCAGAGAACAUUUCUCCUGCACGUCCCUUGCAUAUCCAAACAAAUGUAUGAGAUGGGAAUUGCCAAGAAGCUGUCUCCAGACAUGUUCCAGGACUUUGUUCUUAUGUCACUGCAGUCCCAUAGUGGAGCUGAAGUGUCUCCAGAGACUCGCCAGAUCUCCAUGGGAGCAGGUGAGCGACUGCACAAGCGAGAGCUCUUCAUGUACCCAGAGCUGCCAGCAGGAACUGUGGAGACAGUCAUAGUCACAGAUGUGACAAAUCCGCAGCGGAUUUUUUGCCAGUUAAAAGUGUUUUCACAAGAGUUGAAGAAACUCUCAGAGCAAAUCACACAGUGCUGUGAGGGCAGAAUGACCAAUAGCAUUGUAGGUCCAGAAAUGAUUGGGUUUCCGUGUGCUGCAAGAGGAAGUGAUGGCAGGUGGUACCGCUCUGUUCUACAACAGGUAUUCCCAACCAACAAAGUGGUGGAAGUGUUGAAUAUUGACUAUGGAACAAAACAGUUUGUUCAAGUGGAGAAUGUAAGACCACUGGCUGCAGAGUUCUUCAGAAUGCCUGUUGUGACUUACAUCUGCUCCCUCCAUGGAAUCAUUGACAAAGGGGUUGGAUGGACAACCAGCCAGAUUGACUAUCUCAGGACCCUUCUUCUGUACAAGACAGUGAUAGCCAAAUUUGAGUACCAAAGCAUCUCUGAAGGUGUUUACUAUGUCACGCUCUAUGGGGAUGAAAACACAAACAUUAGCAACUUGUUUGGUUCCAAGGAGAACUGUUUGCUGGAGUGUGAAAAAACACUUGGACAUUAUGCCAUCCGUACCACUGCAUACAGCUGCCAGCAUCCAGCUCGGCAAGAAAGAAACCAAAGAAAGAUGUUAACUCUUGGACAGGCUGUAGAGGAAAAAGAAAGGAAAGGAAUAGUGGAGAAGUUGCCAGCUGAAGACCUCUCUCUCAACUCCUCACAUGUGGCAGUUGUUCAGCAUGUAUCUGACCCAUCAGAGUUUUGGAUCCAAACAAAGAACUAUGCAAAUGAGUUGGAUGAACUGAUGGAUAGUAUCUGCCAUCUGUACAAAGAUUCAGUGAAUAAAGAUGUGGUGAGAAAUCCAAUUGUUGGGCUCUACUGUGCUGCUAAGGCAGAAGAUGGUGACUUCUACAGAGCAACUGUAGCUGAAGUUAGUGAGACACAAAUCAAAGUGUUCUUUGUUGAUUAUGGAAACACUGAAGUGGUUGACAGGAGUAACAUCAGGACCCUUCCUGACGAAUUCAAAAAGCUACCAUGUCUUGCACUGAAAUGCACCCUGGCUGGUAUCAGGCCGAAAGAUGAGAGAUGGAGUCAAAGUGCCUGUGAGUUUCUCCUCAAAGCAGUCACAGAUAAAGUACUAAAUGUACAUGUGACAGCAAAAUAUGAUGAAGGCUAUGUUGUCCAACUAACAGAUCCUGAAGCGCAUGAAGAAAGAGAUCUUAGUACACUGAUGUGUAGUUCUGGCCACGCUGAAAGGGCUGAGACACAGAGACAACCCAAAGCCAAAAUGACCACGCAACCUGCCAUUCUGCCCACCACACAACUUCAAGAUGCCAGAUUCUAUAACAAUAGAAUGUCUUUCCAGACCCUAAAGACAGUUGACCCUGCCAGUAAUGAAAGAAGAAUUCCUACAUUCAGGGAGCACAUGUUUCCCAUCGGAAGUGUCCUUGAUGUCAGUGUGUCAUACAUUGAAAGCCCAAAUGACUUCUGGUGCCAACUAGUGCAAAAUGCAGGGCACUUGAAAUUGCUCAUGCAUGACAUACAGGCUCAUUAUGCAGGCAGUGAGUUUCAGCCUCUUGUAGAAACAGCUUGUGUUGCUCUCCACCCUGAUAAUGAAAUGUGGUACAGGGCCCUUGUAAUUCACAAACAUGAAACACCUCAUGUGGAUGUGUUGUUUGUUGACUACGGCCAGACGGAGACAGUCUCCCUCUAUAACCUGAGGAGGAUCUGCCCAGAAUUCCUCAGUCUGCAUGGCCAAGCUUUUCGAUGCAGUCUGUUAAACCCUGUUGACCCCACGUCUGCCACAAAUGAGUGGAAUGAAGAAGCAAUAGCAAGGUUCCACAACUUUGUGGAAACUGCUGCAUCCAACUUUGUGAUUUUGAAGUGCACCAUAUAUGCUGUCAUGUACAGUGAGCAGAAGAUUGUUUUCAACAUUGUGGAUCUAGACCCCUUUGAGAGUGUCUCCACCAGUAUGGUCAAUCUAGUCAAAAGUGCACCGCCCAAGAAAGCCACUGGGCCAUCUUUCCGUUUGGACACGUACUACUACUCAACGCACAAUGUCAAAACUGGAACAGAGGAACAGGUCACAGUGACAUGUGUGAACAACGUCAGUCAGUUCUACUGCCAGCUUGACAGGAACGCUGAUGUGAUAAAAGAUCUCAAGAUCAAAGUGAGCAAUCUCUGUCAUCAGCUUGAGAAUGUAAAGCUCCCAACAGUCUUUGGAACUUUGUGCUUUGCGAAGUACACUGAUGGGCAGUGGUACAGGGGACAGAUCAAGGCCACAAAACCAGUGAUUUUGGUUCACUUUGUGGAUUAUGGUGACACUAUUGAGGUGGACAAAUCUGACUUGCUUCCAGUUCCCAGAGAGGCUAAUGACAUCAUGUCUGUUCCUGUGCAAGCAGUUGUGUGUAGCCUCUCUGAUGUCCCUGCUGAUGUUCCCAGUGAGGUGAACAACUGGUUUGAGACAAGUGCGACAGAAUGUAAAUUUCGAGCACUAGUAGUGGCCCGAGAACCUGAUGGUAAACUGCUGGUUGAGCUGUAUCAUGGAAACACUCAGAUUAAUUCAAAGAUCAAGAAGGUGUUUCAGAUUGAGAUGCACACAGAAAAGCAGGUUGUCUACCAGGGUAGGAGAGCACCUGAGGCUUCAGCAAAUCAUGCACAAAAGACUCCAAAAGCUGUCCCAAAACAAGCUACAGAAAUGGAAGAUCACAUUCAAACCAUCAAGAAAUAUGUCUCCGCCUCAAAACCAGCACAUCAAAUGAGGGAUGCUGACAUGAAUGUACAGUCUGCACUGAAACCUUUGCACCAUGUUUGUGAAAAUGGCCAGAAGGUCAAAGCUGCUCCGUUAGAGCUGUACAGACCUCCACACCAAAGGCAGUCAUGUGGAAGGGCACCAUGUAAUACGGGAAAUGAUUCUGAGUCAGCAGGUGCCUAUAUCAAACCAAGAAGAGGAAGUUUUCCCACAGAAACUAAACAGCUCAUCAAAUCCAAAUCAACUGGCACAGAAUCUCAGAAGGAAAGCAAUGUAGAAAAACUCCCUAAACUUGCAGACCUGCCCUCAAAAUCUAUCACAUCAGGUAUGGAAGCUGAUGUUUAUGUCUCACACUGCAACAGCCCAUUGAGUUUCUACGUGCAGCUUGUCAGAGAGGAGGAUGAAAUAUUCUCCCUUGUGGAAAAGCUCAAUGAUCCCCAAUCCACCCCCCAAACUGACGACAUCAAAGACGUGCAUCCAGGUGACCUUGUUCAAGCAGAGUUUGCAGAUGAUUCCUCAUGGUACCGAGCAGUUGUAAGAGAAAUCCACAGUAACAUGAUGGCUCUUGUUGAGUUUGUUGAUUUUGGAAAUACAGCAACAAUGCCAAUUUCCAAGAUAGGCAGACUCCAUAAGUCUUUCUUGCAAUCUCCCAUGUACAGCACACACUGUGUGUUGAGCGAUGCUGCAGCUUUUGGAAAAGAGGAAGUGCUUGAUCCAGAAGUGGUGUCAGCUUUCAAAGAAGACAUCGGUGGUAAUGGAGAAAAGGUGCUCAAGUGCCAGUUUAUCAGGCAGUCAGGAUCUGUGUGGGAAGUUAGUCUUGAAGACAGCGGUGUGAAUCUCAUGUGUAAAGUACCUACUAGAUGUUCAGCUGAUUGUUCUGAAGCCGCCUCAGAGAAACUUGAACAAGUUAAGGAAAAACCUGCCCAGAACUCUGACAUCAGGCAAGUGCCAGAGAACUCGCAGACAUCUCUGUUGAACUCCUGUUCUCUAUGUUACCACCAACAAGAGUUUUUGGAGGGACAAAAAUUAGAGGUCUACAUCACAACUACAAAUGAUGCUCAGACAUUUUGGUGUCAGACUGCGGACUCAGAAGAGCUUGAUAAGAUAACAUCAAGUGUCUCAGAAGUUGGGGAUACAGCCGAUAAACAUAUUGACCCGGGCUCUCUCUCCUCUGGCAGCCCAUGUAUUGCUCUCUUUUCAGACGAUCAUCUUUGGUACCGUGCAGAGGUCGUCGACAAAGAUGGAGACGAGGUGUCUGUUCUCUUUGUGGACUAUGGAAACAAGUCCCAAGUCAACCUUACAGAUGUGAGGGACAUGCCCCCUGAUCUGAUGGAAACUCCUUCACAGGCAUUUUUGUGUGAGCUUGAAGGCUUUGAUGCUUCACAUGGAUCCUGGGACAGUGGUGCAGUAGAUGAGUUGAAUCUGCUUACAACAGACAAAGUGUUACAGCUGACUGUCACAAGAGUAACAAGAGAAGGAGGAAAAAUUAAAUACCUUGUGCAGAUGGAAUGUGAAGGCCAGGUGAUAAACGAGACACUGAAAACCUGGUGGAAGAGCUCCACGACAGAAAACAAACCUGGUGCAGUUGGACUGACCUCUAUAUACGAAACACCACUGCAGUGUGACUCAACUGUGAAAGAGACUGCACCACUCGAAGAUCAACUAGAGUAUCCCGAAAGCCAAGAAAUGGAUACUUUUGUUCACCCUCAGAGAGACCACAGUGAAGAGCAGAGUGCUGGCGAGCUUGCUGACCCUCACACAGCAGAUGAGAUCCCAAAACUAGCAAGUAGUCCAAAGAACAGUAAAAGCUCCGAAGAUUCUCUUCAGUGUGAGUCUUUUGCAGAGUCCCCAGAAGAAGAAAGGGAUCAGAUUUUGUCAGAAUGCAAAAUGAUGUCUGGACCUCAAAUACUGCAAACUACAGAGUGCCUGAGAGAGCCUAUUUCCAACGAAGUCCCCACUAUAGUGGUAUCUCAAGCCAAACCCACAGACAUUUUGCCAUUUGAUAGUGGCAUAGAUGAAAUCAUGUUACCUCCACUCCAUAACAAAGGUAACCAAGGUAUUUUGACCUUGAGCUGGGACAAGAGUGCGGUGGAAACUGACAAAGGCACUGAAGAGGAGGGUGCUUCAGUGAUGGACGCUGUUGGGCUAGAUGACUUAAAUUCUCCAUUGGAUGAGAGUCCUACGGAGGCCAUAGAUGAGUCAGAGAUCACAACCACUGAUUUGGAGUCUCUGCCUGGAGAAGUGAAUACCUACAGCGUGGAAAGCGGCUUUGACAUCACGACUUUUUCUGAUCCAACUGAGGAAAGACAUGACAGCGAGGUUACUAUUGCAAGGGAUAGCUGUCUUACCAGUACGACAACAGCGACAAUGAUUCAGACUGAAUUGGUGCAGCCCUCCUUCGUGCUUCCUGCGUUUGAGCAGGGCAUUGAAGCUGGAAAUGGUGUCCCAAAGGAAGAGGUGCCAUGUGUUACCACCCAUGUCGAGAAUGACUUGAUGACUGAAGAGGAGACCUUGGCUCAUCACACGAAUCCAUAUUUAGUCUUGCUUGCAGCCAGUGAGCCACACACCUGCACAGCUUCCUCUCAAGAUUCGGGUGACGGGGUAGAACAGGUGACCUGUUCUGUUGAAGAAGCCUGUUUGACAGAUGUCUGCACAGAUCCAAAUAAGCCAAGUGAUGACGGCAAAGUCACCAGUGCAAGAGAUAAUCAUCUCUGCAGUAUGACAGCAGAGGAAGUGGUCCUAAAUGAAUCACCGUUUCCUUGUCGGGAGUUCCCUUGUGAACAAUUAAUUGAAGCUCCCUCAGAGCAUGAAAUAGAAAUUGGAGACAUUUCCCUAAAGGAUGAGAUCAUGCCUUACAAGGAUAACUCGGUGACUGAAGACGAGAUCUGGGCUCUUCACGAAGAUAAACUUUAUGCUCUGCCAUCCGACACUGAGCCACAAGCCUACACAAUUCCCCAUCCAGAUUUGAAUAACCUGGUUGAAGAGGUGACCUGUCUUGUCAGAGAGAUCUCUCUGAUGGAAGUCUGCGGAGACCCACGACAAGAAGCUGAAACGGAGGACAGCGAGCAGCUGGUGCAUUCAUCCCCCAAACAAAAAGAGGAAUUCAGCGAUGGUGUGCUUGAGGACGAAAUGUCAUCUUCUGCUGAUGACAGUUUUGAGGCCCAGCUGUCAAAGAUAACUCAUCUCUCUCUGAUAAUCAAUGAUGGCUCUGCUGAUAUUCUGCCUGUUGAGCAACAGCCAGAGGAGUAACAACUUUCUGUUUCCUUCAUGUGCCUUCAUCAGACACCAGAAACGGAAAUGUAUCAACUGCUUAUGCUUUUAGUUAUGUCAAACAGGGUCAAGUUGAGUUUUUUUUUCUUUGUUGUGUUCGUUGCUCAAUGGCAGUAUUGAUUUAUUGGAUUGGCCUAGCAGGCCCAAUGGCUAAGUUCAUUGUUCCUACUGAAAACAAAGUGCCUGUGUACAGUAAGAGUUGCCAAUACUUCAGGAGUUUGUUGUCAGCAUCCACGUGCUUGCCCAGUGAUGCUUGGAGCACUGUUGUGUUACAGAUGAUUUGUUCUGAUAAACUGCCACAUAAUUCUUUGGAAAGUACUGAAUCUUUUGUUGAAUAGAAAUGACUGAUUUGAAUAGUCGUGUCAGUUGAAGUGCAGCAGUUUUCAAGAAAGUUUUCUGUAUUUUGUGUGGAUACAUGCAUGCGUUGAAGAUAUAUUUAUGUUGGCACAAUAAAUAUUACAUAUCUA
This is a messenger RNA of Siniperca chuatsi (mandarin fish), 7674 nucleotides long. RefSeq names its product tudor domain containing 6 (gene tdrd6a). The record is from RefSeq and is a predicted model, not a curated record. NCBI's taxonomy places the organism in Eukaryota, Metazoa, Chordata, Actinopteri, Centrarchiformes, Sinipercidae.